AUAGUGAUGACGUCAGCAGCUGGAGCAUCCAGAUCUUGCAACCAAAAGAAGCUUCCCUUCACACACGCACACAGUGUUUUGUAAUUUUGUUUUUCCUUCACUUUCUCUGUGUCUUUGUCUCGCCAAAGAAAAUCUUUUGCAACCGAAAACAGAGAGCCCAGAGAAAGAGAAAGAGAGGAAAACCCAAAAAAUAAAAAAAGCAGAGAGAGAGAUGAAUUUAGGGAAAGAAAAAGAAGAGCAGAACAAAUUAACAAUAAGCCACAAAAAUUUAUCACCAUGAAGGCUCAUAGCUAUAGUCACCAUCAUCAUUUCAUCCUCUCUUUAGUUCUAUUAUCACUAUCAUUUCCUUCGUCAUUUUCAUCUCCACAAUUACCUGGUCACAGAAGAAUUCUUCACCAGCCAUUGUUUCCAGCUAAUUCAGCUCCACCACCAGAAACAGUAACAGAAUCAUCACCGCCGCCUCCUCCGCCGUCUGACAACCAAGAAUUUCCAACUCCGGACCAACCAUUCUUCCCAGAAGUGCCCGCUGGAGCUAACCCAGAUCAAAGUCAACAUCAACCGCCACCAGCAUCACAAGCAGCAACAAAUGGAAGUAUACCAAUCCCAACAGCAACACAGCCAGCUAAACCAGCUAAAAAGGUUGCAAUUGCAAUCUCAGUUGGGAUUGUUACUCUCGGGAUGUUAUCUGGUCUUGCAUUCUUUUUAUACCGUCACCGUGUUAAACACCCAAUCGAGACUCAAAAACUCGUGGGUGGCACUGGCAUCAAUAAUAAUUCUCAGAGAUUCAAUGAUGAAUCAAUGGUACCCUCUUCCAGUGUUCUUUAUAUGGGUACUGUACAUCCAGGCAGGACAUCAGGAGAAGUCGCUAAUGUAACAACAAAUGAAUCUGCUCCCAAUGUUUCGCCUUAUCGUAAAUUGAAUUCUGUCAAGAGAUCUGAUCGUUAUAGGCCUAGUCCCGAUUUGCAGCCGCUUCCACCAUUGCCUAGACCUCCUUCGCGACAUGAGAAUCAUAAUGAUAGUGAUAAUUCUCCAUCUUCUUCGUCUGAUGAGGAGAGUCAGGGUACUGCUUUUUAUACCCCGCAAGGCUCCUUAAUCAGCAAUGAGGACACCUAUUACACCCCUGCAAUUGUUAAUAACAGCUCUUCGGCAAAGCGUGGUAAUGCUAAUGCUCCUGUUAAUGGCCAUUGUGUUCCUCAUUCUAAAAGGACUUCUCCCAAGUCAAGAUUAUCUUCAGUUGCUUCGCCUGAAAUGAAACAUGUUAUCAUCCCCUCAAUAAAGCAGCAGCCAUUACCAUCAUCCUUGCCACCGCCACCGCCACCGCCACCGCCUCCUCCUCCACCACCACCACAAAGGCCAAAAUUCUCAGCUCCUCCACCACCGCCACCAAAUAUGGCAAUUCUCCGAUCAAUAAGCAACCAGCAACCAGGCCAAAUUCCAGCUCCACCACCACCUCCGCUACCGAUGGCGAUGUCAAUGCCAAGAAAAACAGGGUCCUCCUCUGAAACAAGUGUUUCUUGUACGCCUAGCACAGUGUCAUCACGGAAGCAACAGUCGUGGACACCAAGUCCAAGAGCUGCCAUUUCCAAGAAUGAAAGUGUAAAUAGAGGGGUAAGUUUAUCGGACAAAACUGAUGCCGAGGAACAUGAUGGAGGAAGACCCAAGUUAAAGCCUCUGCAUUGGGACAAAGUCAGGGCUACUUCAGACCGGGCUACAGUGUGGGACCACCUCAAUUCUAGCUCCUUUCAAUUAAAUGAGGAUAUGAUGGAGACUCUUUUUGGCUGCAAUCCGACCAAUCCGGUUUUAUCAAAAGAACCCACAACUAGAAGAUCUGUUUUGCCUGUCGUAGACCAUGAAAACAGAGUUUUAGAUCCAAAGAAAUCACAGAAUAUAGCUAUCCUGUUAAGAGCACUCAAUGUUACCAGAGAUGAAGUUUCUGAAGCUCUUUUAGAUGGCAACCCAGAAAGCUUGGGUGCUGAGCUUUUGGAAACUCUCGUGAAGAUGGCUCCAACCAAAGAGGAAGAAAUAAAACUUCGGGAAUACAGCGGUGACACCUCCAAACUAGGGUCUGCAGAACGAUUUCUCAAGGCAGUACUUGAUAUUCCAUUUGCUUUUAGAAGAGUUGAGGCCAUGCUUUACAGAGCCAAUUUUGAUACAGAAGUUAAAUAUUUGAGGAAAUCUUUUCAAACCCUUGAGGUAGCGAGUGAGGAACUGAAGAACAGCCGGUUAUUCCUAAAACUCCUUGAGGCUGUUCUCAGAACUGGGAACCGGAUGAAUGUUGGCACAAACCGUGGUGAUGCUAAAGCAUUUAAACUUGACACACUCUUAAAACUUGUAGAUAUAAAGGGAACGGAUGGGAAGACAACAUUGCUCCACUUUGUUGUUCAGGAAAUCAUUAGAUCUGAAGGUGCAAAUACUGAUUCUGCAAAUGAGAAUCUGCAGAGCAGCGCCCAGUCAAAGUUCAGGGAGGAUGAUUUCAAGAAGCAAGGGUUGCAGGUUGUGUCUGGACUGAGUAGAGACCUCAGUAAUGUCAAGAAGGCAGCAGGAAUGGACUCUGAUGUUUUAAGCAGCUAUGUGAUAAAACUUGAAAUGGGGCUAGAGAAAGUCAGAUCAGUUUUGCAAUAUGAGAAGCCAGAUAUGCAAGGGAAAUUUUUCAACUCAAUGAAGCUGUUUCUAAGAGAGGCUGAAGAGGAAAUCACUAGAAUCAAGGCAGACGAAAGAAAGGCUUUAUCACUCGUGAAAGAGGCCACUGAAUACUUUCAUGGGGAUGCAGCAAAAGAGGAAGCUCACCCUUUCAGGAUUUUCAUGAUUGUAAGAGAUUUCUUAACCGUAUUGGAUCACGUGUGCAAGGAAGUAGGAAAGAUGCAGGACAAAACAGUGAUGGGCUCUGCUCGUUCUUUCCGAAUAUCUGCAACUGCAUCACUGCCAGUUCUUAACAGAUACAACAUGAGACAAGAUAGAAGUUCAGAUGAGGAAAGCUCUUCUCCUUGAAACCAACCAUGUCUAUACGAAACACAUGAACCUUUAGGACCGAAAUAGCUGAAACCUAAAAAUGGUUACAAGGCUGGGAUUCAAUUGAAGCAGCAUCAUAUGGUACAUCUGUUUUUUAAUUACAAGCGUGUCAAGUAGAGGAUGAUGGAGAAGGAAGGGCAAGUCAGAAGUGGUGUUCAAUUAUCAAGGAAAUCCCAAUUCAUGUAAAGAAGCAAUUAUUAGUUUACCACAAAAGAAGAACACAUUUUGUAUGAGAAUUGUUAGAUAGAAUUCGUCCACAGCCCAAAAGUUACUAUAUAAUAAUAAACAUCAAAACAAAUGGAGAAUGGAGCACCAAAAUGCUUUCUCUGAGCAGAAGAAGGAAAAGAAAUUGGAGGAGUUCUGUUGUGUUGUCUGCUCUAAGCAAAGAUGGCUUAGGUUUCUUCAUUUAGGUCAGAUUCUAAUAUAUUGUGAAGAAAGCGGAAUGUUUUUGAUAUUACUUACAGUACUGUGGUCUUCACUUAUUUUAUUUUUACUAAUAAAUAAUAACUAGCAGUUUUUUUUCUU
Messenger RNA from Ricinus communis (castor bean), 3534 nucleotides. RefSeq names its product formin-like protein 6. Gene Ontology annotation, biological process: actin cytoskeleton organization; actin nucleation. The coding region runs from base 277 to 2988 and encodes 903 amino acids. The record is from RefSeq and is a predicted model, not a curated record. The transcript has 4 exons. NCBI's taxonomy places the organism in Eukaryota, Viridiplantae, Streptophyta, Magnoliopsida, Malpighiales, Euphorbiaceae. Gene Ontology annotation, molecular function: actin filament binding.